Molecule: messenger RNA, 10386 nt
Organism: Nilaparvata lugens (brown planthopper)
Lineage: Eukaryota; Metazoa; Arthropoda; Insecta; Hemiptera; Delphacidae
Product: zinc finger protein 43
Exons: 6
Coding region: 278-3196 (972 amino acids)
Biological process (GO): regulation of DNA-templated transcription
Molecular function (GO): DNA-binding transcription factor activity, RNA polymerase II-specific; RNA polymerase II cis-regulatory region sequence-specific DNA binding
Source: RefSeq, a predicted model, not a curated record
GCCAGCCCACUUCAUUUCCAUCCAUUUCUUUGAUGAGAUCCCGCUGAUAAUUACCAAUUCUCUUGUAGUUGUGGGAGGCUGUUAUUAUGUAUUUCUCAUUAUUCGUAUGUUAAAAGUCGAAAACUUGUGAAAUUUUUGGUUAUGUGAUAUUGUUUUCAAAAGAAAAUCUAAAUUUCUGGAUAUAUUAAUAUUCCGGCAUCGGCUUUACUUCAGGUUAGGUACAGAGAUGCUGAAGCACCUCACGUGAUUGAUUGGCUUGACUCAUUCGCAAUUCAGGAUGGAUGAUAACGAAAAUGGACUAAAGACUGAACUGGGUGUCAUGGCGGAUGAGAAAAGAAGUAAAAAAGAUGAUAGAAACUUUAUGAGAGAAGAAAAGACAGACUUAGAUGAGAAAAAAGAAGCCAAAGGAUCUUUGUAUAGUGCACCGGAGAGGUUGGAAACUGGUGAGGAGUUGGAUCAUCCAUCAGGUCUGAGGAAUGAAGUAAUAUCUUUCGAACUGAAGAACUUCUUGAACAAGAAUCUCUCAAUAUCAAGGGUUAAAGCUCAGGCUCUUGGCAGAGAAACCCCAAAUAAAUCAUCCCUUAGUAACGGUGAAAGCUCUGUCCACGAUAGAAAACAGUCAAUCAGAGAAGAGAAAGAAGAAUUGAUCAGUAAAGACAACGAGAAACCGCGACUUAGAAACGGUGAAGGACCUUUCAUUGGAAGAAAUUCUGCGGAAUCUGAGAGGAAACACCCAAAUACGACCGAACAAUAUCCAAGCAAUGGAACCAAAAAAGAGGACAAGGAGAAAACACGACUUAGUAAUGGAGAAGGCUCUUUAAUUGAUAGAGAUGCUGAAGAGUCUGCAGAUGAACAUCCGGUUGAAGAAAACGAAGAGGAUGUUGAUGCAAAACUGGUCAUCAAUGAAGAAGAAAAAGAUGAUGAUGAUGAUGAUGGGGAUGAUGAUAAUGAUGAUGAUGAUGGAGAACUGGUCAUCAAUGAAGACGAUGAUGAAGGAAAACUAGUCAUCAAUGAAGACGAAGAAGAAGAGUAUUAUGGAAACCUAAAUAACAAAGAAGAAUUUACAUCAAUAGACAAUGAAGAGAAUUACUAUGAUGAGGGUGCAUAUUUCAACCCAAUGGUGGAUUGUGUUAUACUUGAAGAAGGGGAUGAAUGCCUCCAGUUCGACGAUCGGCCAAGUGACUCGGAGGAAAACGCGCCUCCUCCAGCCGUCAAUGGCAAUUACCUGGCAGUUUCCGGCUCAACUAUGGAGCAAGCACCGGCUAAAAAGCGCAAGAAGCGCAUUCCAUCCAAAGUAUUGAAUGAUGACAUCGAAGAGGAUCCAUGCCAGGUUAUAUGGUCGAAUCCCACAGAAAAUGGAUCGUGCAAGGUGUGCAGGGGACACUGUCCAGGUUCCAAAUGUCGCAAAUGUCAGGCCGUAGAGGUGCAAGGUCUCAAACGCUAUGUGUGUUUGCUUUGUGGCAAAACAAUAAAUCAUAUGGGGAAUUUCGGGCAACAUGUGAGAUCUCACGUAUCACCCAUCUGUCACAUAUGUCAUAAGACAUUCAAGAUGUUGAGAGCCCUUGAACAGCAUAUGGAGUUUCAUAGAAAAAAGUUGGAAAAGACUAUGCAGAAGAAACGUCGAAAACAGAAGACACCGAUCAAGAUUGAACCUUGUGUGAAUAUGGAGGAGCCAGCAGCAGUUGAUGACGGGUUUCUGCCACAUGAGAACAGCUUGUCACCCCUAUAUGAAACCAACGGUGACAUUUGCGAACUGCUACAGGUUGAUAUUCUCGCCAAAACAGAUGACAUUAUGCCCAACGGUACAGAUAACUCACAUGAGGAAAACAGUUAUCAUGAAGAAGAGGGUGAAGUUUUUGACGAUGAAGAAGAAGAAUAUUUGGAUGACAUGGAUGUGAACGAACAGUUGGAUGCUAUAGAUCUGUCCAUUUCAACGGGACAUGGAGGCGAAAUCUAUCGGUGCGAAUUCUGUUUCGGUACAAACUGUCAGCCCAAGAAAUGUCUCAAAAGUAAGGUGGAAACAGUAGAAGAUCGCACAACUUACGAAUGCCUUAUCUGCGGCAAAGUUAUCAUCAAUCACAAGGGCAACUUCAAACAACAUGUUCGUUCGCAUACUGACUUCUGCUGCAAGGUGUGUGGCAAAAAGUUCAGCGAUGCAUUAAGGCUUAAAAAGCACUCUGAGCUGCAUGUAAAAAAGAAGAUCUACAAGUGCGAUGUAUGCCCGAAAGCAUUCCGGGUUCUCCAUCAUCUCAACAUGCACAAAGAACGAACUCAUGCCAAGGAAAAGAAAUACAACUGCAUCAACUGUGAGAGAGUUUUUGCUAGUCGCGGUGAGCUCAUGUCUCACAUCAGAUGGUCUCAUAUGGGCCCUGAGCGCCCCUUCGAAUGUGAACUUUGCCGAAAAACAUUUGCCUACAAAAACAAUUUGAAAAUCCACAUGCGUAUCCAUACUAACGACAAACCAUACGCUUGUAAAGUUUGUGGACGUGCGUUCACGCAAUCGAGCAGUCUGAAAAUGCAUAUGACCGUUCACUCGUGUAACCGCAACGUCUUCAAGUGUGGAGCAUGCGACAAAUCGUUCCCCUACGCCAGCAACCUCAAACUGCACGUCAAGUCAGCACAUUCUAGCUUGAACCCGGCGCGCCGCAAGUCAACCACCUGUGCAUGCCCAGUGUGUGGUUUGGGCUUCACACACAGAAACAGUCUUAAAGCACACAUGCGCUCAGCGCAUCCCUUCUUUGAUUAUGCCAAAAUGGAGGAAACUGCCGAGAAGGUAAAACCCAAGCCCGCGGAACACGAUUCCAAAGUAACAUCUCGCAAAGACAAUAAGUACCGGCCACAUAUUUGCCCAACAUGUGGAAGAGGUUUUACGCAGCGUGGUAGUCUCAGAACUCACAUGCGUGUUCUUCACAACUCCUACUUGAUUCCAAAACCUAUAUCAAACAAAUCUCUUCCAUUUUUGGCAACACUCUUGCCGCCAGAAAUAUCAGUUGUCUUCAACCCCUCUUCCACCGAAAGAGCGGCCACUGCCACGUCCUCGCCCCUUCAACUCCCUCAACCCCCUCAACCCCCUUCCAAUUCUCAACCGACCAGUAACAAUUUUGAUGAGUCUCAACUUCUUAAAUGUGAUGUCUGUGGGUCUCUGUUCUCUCAUUACGAGCAUCUUGAAAGUCACAUUUGUAUACAUAGUGUGUAGAAUCAGUCUUUCUAUCCAUGGCCUGAAUGUUUUUUAUUUGAAUCACAGUGGAGCAAAUUGAACUGAUGUCUAUCAGACUGGGACACGGUUUGACAAAGACGACAUUUUUUAUCGAUAUCAAAUCAAUGUAUCAUUUUGAAUUGCAUUUUAUUUCUUGGUUCGAAAUACUUGACAUGAUUCUUGCUUGAUACAAAUUUAGAUGAUCAUCUGAAAGUUGAGCACGACUCUAUCCAACAUUUUAUUCAAUUCCCUUACAAAUCAUAAUAAAUUCUCCAAUUACAGUAAUCGAUGGUGCGACGCUUUUUGUAUUCGUAAUAAUCACCCGUAUCCUCACAGAAGGGUGUAUCACAUAUGAGGAUUGUUGGUCCCUAGUUUUUUUUUAUUUAUUAUUAUUCGACCGUAAUGUUAUAAACAUGAAAUUAUUAUGUUUUUUCCAAAGUAGCUUCAGCUGAUCUUUCUCAUUAUCUUCAUCAAACCGUGCCCCAGCAAUUAAAUACUGUACAUCAUAAGUUUUAUAUUCUGUACCCUGCAUUGUUGUUGAGUAAGAUACCACUUUUUUUUAAGUGCGCGUUCAUACUCUUGUUUUAGAAAACUCUAGUUGGAAAUGAAUCAGACAUCGUUUUCAACAAUAACCAGGCCAAAAUUAUUUGAUGAUUUUCUAUCUAAAUAUUUUAGAUAUUUAAAAAUUCGGAUAUUUGACCAGAAAAAAUUUAGUGUGAUCAGGGCAUUUUUUCUAAAUACUUCGUUGUUUAUUAUGGCAUUGCUUGAAGCCUGAAUGUGCAUUAUGUGUCUACUAUACAAUAAGGUGAAUGAAAUUUCUAUUCGUGUACUAUAUUGACUGUAACAUAAGAGUGUUGUGUAAAUAUUGAACAACCAAACUCGUUCAUGAAUAAUUUACUCAUGAAUUCGAUCGAAAUUGUUCUUACUUCAAAUCAACUAUUACUGAAUGUUACACUCCUCCCCUCCCCUUAUUCCUGAAAAUCUAUUGAAUAGAAAAUUUUGAGACUUACCCUUUUAUCAGUGCAUGUUAUCCAAUAGAUUUGUUUUAGCAACCGUGAACUUCGCUAUUAUCAACAUCAUAACUUUUCUUUGCCAAGUUAUGGAUGCUCAUAAUUCAUACUUGUUGCUCAACCCUGGAAUGGUCAUUCUAGUUUCAUUAGCUGUGUAAACAUGACUGAUAUUGGGAAAGUUGUACUUUCUAGCUAUUUACAAAAGUUUUAGAUGGGUCCAAUAAAAUUUAUCAUCACAAAAUUUUAUGUUUUAGUAGUACAAUAGUAACAUCACUAUUUUAACUGUUUUUAUCCAUACUUUUCAGAAUAGUUCGAGUAUUUUUCAGUACUUUUUUAAACUACUUUUUAUAUUAUAUAGGUCUACUCUUACAUUGAAAACAGUAUUUAUGUGGGAAAAUAUUCCUCUAAUGCUCCUCAUCCCGCUCACGAAUAUAGAGUUUCAUACUAGAUAAUAUAAAAAUGAAUAACUUGAAACUAUUGUAGAAUCAGUGUUGCCAAUUCCAGGGUUGAAAAAUUCCAGCCAAAAGUAGGAUUAUGUCGAUAUUGUAACCUUCCCUAAGAUUUUCAGUUUGUAGAUAACGAUCUGAAAAUAUUUGUUCAUAAAUUCUGUAUAUAACAACAGGGUUUUCACAGAAUUGAAAAGAUUUACGCUCACAUGUAUUCUACAAUUGCAUGUACGGUAUAUAUGUAUUAACUUCCUUUUGUUUUCAAAUAAGGAAGGAGUUGAAAAUAAUUAUGUUCAAAUGUAUUUUACAAUUCCAGCCAAAAGUAGGUUAUGUAGAUAUUGUAACCUUUCCUAAGAUUUUCAGUUUGUAGAUAACGAUCUGAAAUUUUUUUUCAUAAAUUCUGUAUUUAACCACAGAGUUUCCACAGAGUUGAAAAGAUUUACGCUCACAUGUAUUUUACAAUUGCAUGCACCGUAUAGAUGUAUUAACUUCCUUUUGUUUUCAAAUAAGGAAGGAGUUGAAAAUAAUUAUGUUCAAAUGUAUUUUAAAAUUGCAUGUAUAGAUGUAUCAACUUUUAAAUUACUAAGAUAUUUUUAAUGCAUUGUGUUUUAUUUUAUAUAUACAUUAGGUUCAUGUUUUUAUACAUUUUUAAUGCUAGUUUUUUAAAUACAUUUUAACACAUCGUUUUUAAUUUCCUCUUAGGAAGGUUGUCUGUUACAUAAAAAAUUGUUUUUCAUUAUAACUUAUUUUUCACUUUAUCUUGAUAUUAUCAAUGUCUUCUGGGAAUGAUGUAGUCUUCCAUAGAUAAUAUCAAGUCUGGCGUUCCUCCAGAGGCGAAAGAGGUCCCUGUAUAAUGUACAGGGUAUAAUAUAUUUUACUAUACUGUAAUAUAGUAUAGUAUAUACUAUAAUAUAGUGUACACUGUAUAGUAUACUGUAUCGUGUUCUUACACGAACCGGUUCACUUCACAGAUCUCAGUCUCGACCACUUGGUCGCCUAACAACCGUAUCGUGUUGCUAUCAAAAACUAAGUAGUGGUCAACGCAAUGAGCAUCCAGUCUGGAACGAUUCAAAACCGUGAAUGUUCAAGACGUACAGAACACAUGUAGAGAGAAUGAGAGAAUACACAGUUCUAUGAGUUGUAUAAAUAUAUAUUCACGGUUCUGGAUCGCUCCAGCAUGAAACGCUCAUUGCGAUAACAACUACGUAUUUUUUGCAAGCAACGCAAAACGGUUGAUUGAUGACGGAUGAUGAUGGAUGCGGUUCGUGAACGAACACGGUACAAUGCACAGGGACCUCUUUCACCUCUCAAGAAACCCCAAACUUUAUAUUAACGAUGGAAGUGCAAUGCAAUCGGCUUUAAGACUAAGAAGUGGUUCAGUGUAACAAUGAACCCGGAUAUUAUAUGGAAAAGAAUUUUAUAAAUUAUUUAUUAUAAUUGAUAUUAUUUAUAUAAGUCAUUAUUAUUUAUAUAAAUUAUAAAUUCAGUGUAACAAUAGACCCGGAUAUUAUAUAGAAAAAAUAUAUAAAUCACUCAAUUUAAUUAUAUAAAUUAUUAUUAGUAGUAUUUAUAUAAAUAUUCAAUAUUAUUUAAUAAUAUUUUUUUGGUAUUAUUUAUAUGUUAUUAUUAUUUUUAUAAAUUCAGUGUAACAAUGGACCCGGAUAUUAUAUAGAAAAAAAUUAUAUAAAUCACUCAAAUUAAUUGAUUUAAUUUAAUUAUAUAAAUUAUUAUUAUUCAUAUAAAUUAUUCAAUUCAAUUGGCAUUUUAUUUUACAAUAGAUUAUUGAAAAAUUACAAAGCGGAUGCCUUUAUGCUCUGAAACUAUAUUUAUCACAAGAAUCGUUUGCUUUUGUGGAACGAAUACUGCGGCAGCUUGAAUGAUGGCCAAUAUAAUAAGGCCGGUUCCUUCUAUUUCCCAAAAAAUCAUUUCAUCAAACCAAAGAUUGAUCAUUGCUGAAUUUUAUAAGUUCUGCUUUGUAGCUUUAUUUCCAUCGGUAAUCCAUUACUUCCAAGAGAAAGAAGUAUCGGACUUGGUACUUUCAGACAGCUAGCACAAUCUGUGGAAACUCUGUAUAAUUCAACGAUUAUUUGUGUUAAAUAGGACUGAAUUUUCAUUUUGAAAAUAAAUCCUUUUAUGCAAAUAUUUUUAAUUCGUGUUUGACACAUUUGUACUUUAUCAAAAAUAGAGCAUUAGAUUUAGUUAAUAAGUGAAUUUAUAAUAUUGUUUUUAUUAUUAAGGAAUAUUAUUAUCUUGAAUUUAUAUCAUCUGUUGAAUUUAAUAGAUUUGUAAACUCGCUUGUUGUUUUUUGGGUAUAUGUUUAGUUGUUUAUUUCUCAAUUCUAUGCUGUCAAACGACUGAACUCAGUAGAAAAAAGAGCACAUCUGAUUACUUCUUGGAUUAAUUUAGGUACCAGUGUUUGUUUAGAUGCAAUAUUACAAUUUUUUCAAUUAUGUUGACACAAGACUCAGAUCUUGUGCUGAAGCUUUAAAGUUUACACUUUGGAAAGCAAAGAAAGUAUGUUUUCUGGAAUUAAGAGUUAGUAUAUCUCUUCAUACCAGACCAAUUCACAAUAAUUCAUUGUUAAGUGUGAUUAUAUUGCGCCAAAAUGAACGAAUAAACAAUAUGAUCUCACAUUGCCAACAAAAAUUGGCAAGAAAAUUGCGGGAAUUUAUUGAUAUUUCUAUUGUGAUCCAAAGUUUCAUACUUUGGAAGAUCGGAACACGAUUUUGCAUGUACUGUAUUUCAGUGUAUUUCUCUGAUAAUUGAUCAAUGAAAGCUAAUGAUAAACCUUGGUUGUUGUUCGUUUUCAUAUUUUAAACUAUUACCCCUUGUUAUGUGAUAUUUGAUAUUGCUAUUCCAUAUUUUAAAAUUAUUUAUACUAGAAAAUUUAUAUAUUUCAUCACUGACAUUUACUUAUUCAAAUUUACGAUAUUAUUGUUUAUUAUUAGGAUGUUUUUUCAUUAGAAUAAAAAAAUUAAUUUAUUAUUAUUAGAUGUGAAGGUCUAUUGAUUCAUGAAGAUAUUAUAUUAUUUAUAAAAUUGAAGAUUAUUCGUUAUCAUCCAAUGUUACAUGUUUGUGUUAUCAUGUACAUAUUUGUACUUACAUAGUUUAUCUUAAAUGAUUCCAUGUGAUGGAACUGGUCUGAUAUGAAGGGAAACCGAUACGAUGGGGAAGGUUUAAAAUUGCAAUGAAGAAAUGAAACUAUUCAAUUUUUCCCUCUAUUUACAGUUUUAGUCUACGAGUUCCAAAAGAGUCCUCUUCACUUUCCCAAAUUCUUUAGAAAUGAAAAUCCUGAUGAGAAGACUAUAGAAGACAAAUUUAUUUAUUUAUUUUAAUGUUUAUGAGAAGUAGAUUUUUUUGCAUAUUUCUUCAAAUUUAUUGUAUCAGAAUCGAUUGCAAAUAACAUCAUAAUUAUCACAAGAUUGUUCUAAAUCUGAACUACAAGAUUAAUGUGUUGCACAAUUAAUCUGUACAGUAUAUUUUUUAAAUUUUUUGUGUCAAUCAUUAAACGCUGAGUGUAGAUUGUUGUGAAAUUCAUUUUUUAGAUAUUUUGGGAUAAUACCUUCUUUGGAACUAAUAGACACAUUUCGAGUUGAAAAUUCUUGACAGAAUUGUGUAACUUAAUUUUGAAAAACUUCUGUAAUUAGUUGCCAAUAUAUAAACGCACCACAAGUUCAAAUCUCGUUAAUUGCAACUCUUGCAGUGACAUUUGAAACAGAUGCGUUUAGUUGUAAUAUUUCAGUUUCCUCAAAAUAAUUUUUUCCUCUCCAUACUGCAGCUUUAUAAUUUUCAUCUCGAAAAUUAAGUAUGAAAUAAUCGUUUGAUUGAAAAUUAUUUUCAUAUCAGUUAUUUCUGAUUAUUUAGUUUGCUAAUUCAUACUAUUUUUUCAUACAUGCAUUACAGAUGUAUAAAAUGAGUUGCAUAGUCUUAAGAAUGUACCAAAGUCUAUAACUUUUGUAUUAGUUGAGUCAAUUAUAAUUCUACUCUUUAUAAAGUAUAUGUUGUAAUUAUGUUGUUUCACUCCACUUAAUUCAUAUUAUAUUAUUUCUUGUUGUUUUUCCAUAAGAAUUAUUUUAUUUAUAGGCUUAUUUCAAGAUGUUGAAGCUUAGAUUAGAUGGAUAGCGCCAGCUCUGGUAAUGACCAUAUAUAUAUAUAUAUAUAUAUAUAAAAUUUAACUUGUUUGGACAUUAUUAUCAAUUGUACUUAUUUUAAUGCAUUAUUCAUCAUGUUCUAAGAAGGGAAAUCUCGUUCUAUUUUCCCCGAUUAAUGAUUCUCAUUAAUCUUUCUUUAUAAUCCUUACAAAAAAUCAUUACAUUAGUAGUCACACACAUAAUACAGUAUAGUCUCGCUAAUCCGGAGACUAUUCAAAAUCCAGACUAGCUCAAAAAAGUUAUUAAAGUUUUUGUUUAAAGUUAGAACGAUUCAAUUUUGCGUGAAAUUAAAUGAAUAUAUUCGACAUCAAGCGGAAUUCUGUAGUCUUCUGUAGCACUCGGCUUUGAUAUGGCGUUGGGGUGAUAUAGUAAAUAUAGCUUGUAGAAUAUUCUGUAACUGUGUCACCUAUGCGAAGAAUAGUUGUAACUAGACUGUUUCAGAAAGAAUUAAUAUUAUUGAACAAAUUUGUCGUUGGUCUUCACACACGUUUACGGUGCAGAUUGAAACUGAUUGAUAAACAAACUUGAUGUACAAUAACAGUCUGCAGACAAAGCAAAAAUAAAUUUUCAAAAUUGUUUUCUGUAAUACUAUAGACGAAUAAUGAAAAUUUUUCAGACUUAUGGUAGCCUACUACCCAGUAAAAUGCUGCAGUCUUCCUAUAGCCAUCCAGAUUAGCGAGACUCGAGUAUUUCCGAAUGGAAUAUUACCUCGCCUUGAACUUCGUUUCAAUUUAUUACAGCGAGGUGUCAAAGUAAUUUAUUGAAUCCGUAUUGUAUCUUGUUUUUAGACACUUUCAGUCCUAUGUACAUCAGCAGACAGGUUUACGUUGAGGUUCAAUCUAGUACAAAUGUUUUGAAUUUGAGUGAUAUUUAGUCGUAGAAAUAAUAUUAAAUUAUUUCACCUAUUCAUGUGUUUGAAGGUCGGCCCUUGACUUACUUUUUUGUUGUUCUUGAGUAAUUGAUCAAGCUGAAAUGUGUAUAAUAAUUCAAUGUUUAAAAUAAUAUGAUUGUGGGUUUUAAAGCUGUAUCUUUCUGUAUGCUAUAUUGUUGAAAUGGUAACGUUAUUCCUCGAUGUCUGAAUGUUGUUCCAAGUUUUUAAAUGUUUUCAAUUAUUCAUAAUAAAUGUAGAUAAUAACAUGAAUUCAUUAUGUGUAACUGUAAUUUUUAUACAAUACGCCAUUUUAAAACGGCUAGUGCAUUUAUUGUUUCUGAGUUAUUUUUAAAAUUUCAAGUUGAAAGAAUAUUCAAUUUAUUUUAAUUUACUAUUUAAUAAAUCACUUUAAUUUAUUUGCAUGAAUUUUAUCGUUCUUGAUUUCAGAACCUCAGAAAUUUUCAGAUAGUUUUUCAAAUUGUAAUAGUAUUCACUAAACAAAAUACAUUGAAAAUAUGUUCAAAACAUUGUAAAUAAAAAAGGAUGUCUCAGAGAAUUACUCGUAUAAAGUGUUGGAUAAGUAUCGAUGUGAUGAAUUUUGUAUUUGGUUGUCUGUUUAAAAUAAAUAUAUAUAUAUAUUCCAUUAUUUUCUUAUUGUCUGUUGUAAUUUAGAGAUUUAACGUGAAUAAAGUAACAUAGUUUGAUUUCUAAA